Acaulospora morrowiae is the source of this 948-nucleotide messenger RNA. NCBI's taxonomy places the organism in Eukaryota, Fungi, Glomeromycota, Glomeromycetes, Diversisporales, Acaulosporaceae. The record is from the annotation of a GenBank genome assembly.
AUGAAUAACAACGACGAUUUGCAUUAUGUCGACUCGACAGACGCCAACGAAAAUAUACUUGACACUUUUCGUUACAUCGGAGGAAGGAGAUUUCAUAACGUGAUGGAUUCGAAAUACUUUUUGCCAAACGAUAUCGGAGAAGUGGAUCGCUUAGAAGGUCAGCACUACCUUUAUCGUCACAUUUGGCAGGGAAACUUUUCUGCUCCGGUUCAUCAAACGCUGAGAAAAAAUGGCGCCUGUGUUUUGGACGUUGGUUGCGGUCCAGGUACAUGGGUCGUUGAAAUGGCAUAUGAUUUUCCUUCGGCAAUAUUCGUUGGACUAGACAUUUCGCCGAUAUUCCCUUCUGAUCAGAAAAAACCACCGAAUGCCACCUUUCUCCAAUUGAAUAUACUAGAUGGCCUUCCUUUCCCGGAUGACACGUUUGAUUUUAUCUACCAACGUUUUCUCGCGUCGGCCAUCGAAGAAUCACAGUGGAAGUACGAAGUAAUUUCCGAACUCGUCAGAGUAACCAAACCCGGCGGUUGGAUAGAAAUAAUGGAAGUUGGCACUGUUGUCACCGAUAACAUUCAAACGCCAAUCUUUCAUCAGGUUAACUGUGCACUCUUGAAUUUCCUUGCCAGUCGCGACAUCAACGGACUAAUCAGUUCAAAACUUGGAAAUAUCAUGGCCGAAAUUCAUCAACUUGCAAAUAUUCAAUGCGAAGUACGCGAGACUCCUGUCGGUCAAUGGGGUGGAAGACUUGGAGAAAUGGUGUUUUUAUGGCCAGCAAACUUGCUUUAUCACAAUUCAUGGGUAUUAGUCACGAGAAGUUUGAUGUCAUGGCACAAAAAAUGCGUUCAGAAAUCGAUUCGUGUAAACUUUGUGUUAAAACUUAUAGGUUCUAUGCCCAAAAAGUAUAAUAAAUUAAGAUUCCCUCAAAAUAUGAAAAAUACUAUGCUAACGAUGUAA